Molecule: messenger RNA, 4486 nt
Organism: Vespula vulgaris
Lineage: Eukaryota; Metazoa; Arthropoda; Insecta; Hymenoptera; Vespidae
Gene: VGAT
Product: vesicular inhibitory amino acid transporter
Exons: 4
Coding region: 420-2021 (533 amino acids)
Biological process (GO): amino acid transmembrane transport
Cellular component (GO): vacuolar membrane
Molecular function (GO): amino acid transmembrane transporter activity
Source: RefSeq, a predicted model, not a curated record
CCGCGAGUGGAUGAUCGAUCGAGCCCUGCGCGUUCGAGGGAUGCUGGCCAUAUUCCCCGAUCUUCCAAUCCCAGUAGCGAACAACCCUCCCUUGGUCAAUGCGACGAUUAAGGGGUUCGUGAUUAGGAAUUCGACGAUCACCCAUAGAUAGCCAUGCUCUGGUUGUGUUCCUUGUAGUUUAGUUAAAUCAUUUUCAAAUCCAUUUUCUUCUUAUUCCAUUCAUGGAUCUUUAUUCUCAAAUUAAGAAUCAAUUUUUAGAUUAGUUCCCUUGUCAAUCGUUUUUCCUUGUACAACGAGAAGAGGACCGAUCGUGUCUUCUUCAAAAAGAAGAAGAAGAAGAAGAAGGUUCGACCUUCUCGUUUAAUUUCAUCGGAGAAAGAAGAAAUAAUUCGAUUUCAUUCGAAAAAAAAUCUUUCAAGAUGACUAGUUUCCGAGGAUUUUAUAUACCGUCCUUCGGAGCGACAGUUAACGUUGCUUGGGAGACAUUAAAAGCGAAAUGGCCAGAAAAUAGUCCAUGUAUGGAAUUAAUCCGUGGUACCGGCAUGGCUGGUCAAGGUGAUUCUCAAGCUCGUACCGGCGAUUUCAAAUCUUUUGGAGAAGGCGAAGAUAAUACCGAGAUGACGACAAUGAAUGGUGAACAAGCAUAUAGAGAACAGAAUAACGUUGCUAUUGCUGAGGAUUCUUUUAGUUAUCAGAGAAAUGGAGAUAAAGCUAGAACAGGAAGUUUGAGCAGUGGAGAGUUUAGCGAAUAUGACGAAGGUGGUGGUGAAUUUGGUAGCUCUGGUGUAAAGAUUAAUGAAUGGCAAGCAGCAUGGAAUGUUACCAAUGCCAUUCAGGGAAUGUUCAUCGUAUCCUUACCAUUCGCAGUCCUACGAGGAGGCUAUUGGGCAAUCGCAGCAAUGGUCGGUAUUGCACAUAUCUGUUGUUACACUGGUAAGAUUCUCGUCGAGUGUCUGUAUGAGUUCGACACAGUAACAGGGCAACGUGUGAGAGUACGAGAUUCUUACGUAGCCAUUGCCAAAGAAUGUUUCGGUCCAAGAUGGGGUGCAAGGGCAGUAAACAUUGCACAAAUAAUAGAAUUGUUGAUGACCUGCAUCUUAUACGUUGUUGUAUGUGGUGAUUUAAUGAUCGGCUCUUUUCCCGAAGGUGCUAUCGAUACAAGAAGUUGGAUGAUGCUGAUAGGCAUAUUUUUACUUCCUCUUGGCUUUCUCAAAUCUUUGCAACAUGUAUCAAUGCUCAGCUUUUGGUGUACAAUGUCUCAUCUUUUCAUAAAUUUCAUUAUCGUUGGUUACUGUAUCUUGGAGAUAGGUGAUUGGGGAUGGUCUAAAGUUAAAUGGACUAUCGAUAUGAAAAACUUUCCAAUCUCACUUGGUGUAAUUGUAUUCAGUUAUACCUCUCAAAUCUUUCUGCCAACAUUAGAAGGGAAUCUGAUAGAUCGUUCCAAGUUCAAUUGGAUGUUAAAUUGGAGUCAUAUAGCUGCUGCAGCCUUUAAAUCUCUCUUUGGAUGGAUUUGCUUUCUGACUUUUCAGAACGAUACGCAACAGGUGAUCACGAACAAUCUUCAUUCACCUGGCUUCAAAGGUUUAGUCAAUUUUUGUCUGGUAGUUAAAGCUGUAUUGUCUUAUCCUCUGCCAUAUUAUGCUGCUUGUGAACUCCUCGAAAGAGCAUUUUUCAGAGGUCGACCUAAAACAAUUUUUCCUACAAUCUGGACAGUCGAUAGAGAACUUAAAGUUUGGGGUUUAGCAUGGAGAGUUGGUGUAAUUGUCUUCACCAUUCUUAUGGCUAUAUUCAUACCGCAUUUCAGUAUUCUCAUGGGUUUCAUUGGCUCCUUCACCGGCACCAUGUUGUCCUUCAUAUGGCCUUGCUACUUUCAUCUUAAACUUAAGAGAAAUUCUAUGGAAUGGAGCGCUGUGGCAUAUGAUUGUUUUGUCAUCUUUUUAGGUAUACUCUUUGGGGUAAUUGGGGUAUAUGACUCUGGCACUGCUUUGAUUGAUGCCUUUGAAAUUGGCUUACCCUUUUAAAUGAUUCAUAUAAUAAUCUUAUUGCUUUCAUUUUUUCAUUCAUCUCAUUCUGAGCUUGAGAAAUGUUGAAUCGCAAAUUUUCAUUGAUCCUAAUGGGACAACAAAAUGUAUAGUAUCUUCUGGAAAUAGAAAGAUAGACAAAUUUUUAAGGAUAAACAAAAAUUCGUCAUAACGUGCAAUAAGCGAUCAAAUUUCUCAAUCAUCUGAUUUCAUCUUAACUCUUUCAACGAUCUUCAAAAUGAUUAUAGUUAGAUUCAUUGAAAUCUAACAAAUCAAGUGUCUUCCAUUUAAGAUCGCUUAGAGUUCUGUCAUAAUUAGAGAUAUUUUGAUGAUAUAUUGUAUAUUUAAAUUCAACCAGAACUGACAUAUCUAACAAUAUGCAAAAUAAAAAAAAGAAUAAAAAAAAAAACAUUUUACAGUUUCAGAAAUCUGAACUGUCCAUUGACCAUUGAAUAAAAAAAAAAAAAAAAGGAAAGGAAAAGAAAAGAAAAGAAAAAAGAAAAGAAAAGAAAAAUAAAAAAAAAUAAAAAAAAGAGAUCUAUAAAUGAGCGAAGGAAAUGUUAUAAAUCAAGAGUCUUCCAAAAUAAACAUUUCUUUUUCGAAUGAUGAUAAGAAGCUUUUUAGAAAAUUCAUUUAGAUUACAUAUCGUCAGCAUCGAUGUCUUCCAUAUUACAUAUAAAAACUGUUGAAAAACGAGUUUUCGGAUUUUAUAAUCCUGAUCGCGUACCUUAUAAUUUUUAAGUACGCUUUAAACAAGAUGCACGUCACGAUGACGUUCGAUGGUCACAAUUAUAGUACGUAUACUCUCUUGCAAAAGAUAUAAAAAAAUAUAUAUAUAUAAAAGGAAAAAGAAAGAAAAAGAAAAAAAGAAACUUAAAAAGAGUUAUCCCUCAUGUUUGUGCCAUAGAUAUAAAAGAUAGUUCGCCUAAAUGUAGAUGCAUUGAAAGUGCCAUCGAAGGUUCAAUAAUAAAAUAAAAUAAACGUGCAUUCGUCGAGUGCAAAUUAAUAAUGCACUUGGUUAUGUAUGUAUGUAUGUAUGUAUGUACAAGAAAAUUGUACAAACGAUUAGUCGAAUAAUCGAACGUCUUCCAAAGUUUGUAAAGUCCGUUUAGAAAAUAUAUCUUAGUUUUAAGUAUAUGCAUUACGUGAUUGAAUCGAUAAUUAAAACGCUUAGAGAAUGUUCUCUCGUUGAAUAAAUUUCAAUAAGGUUUAUUUAGAAGCAUAUUGAAAACGUGACUUAAGUAUAUAAUUACAAAGUUUACGAGUACCUACCUUUCUUUUUUCUUUUUUUUUUUUUACAACUGUUUAUCGAUUUGAGAACAUUUAAAGCGUUGUAAUAAUUUUUAAUUUUUCGAUAGUCCAAUAGAAUUUAAUUUUUCUAUUAGUAUUUUUCGAGGAUUUGUUUACAUGAUACACACACACACACACACAAAAUUUAAUCGUGACAUUUUUUCAUCGAAACGAUUAAUGCGUUCGUUGAGAUUUUCAAAGAAAUUUAUAAUACUCGGUUAAAUUUAUAAUCUUAUAUGACUUUUGUUAUCAGACAUUUUUUUUUAAGGUUAAUUUUUAUACAUUUAAUCAAAUUAUGAAACUUUUUAUUGAAAAUAAUGAUCAAAGUGUUUUAAAAAACUAUAACAAUUACUAUUGUACUAUCGAAAUGUUAAAUAUUAUGGAGGAUUGUUAAUUAAUAAUCACAGAAUGAAACUCGUCUUCCAAUGAUGUCUUCCAACAUGAUAAUAAUAAUUAUGUAUCGCGAUUUAUUGAUCGAGACGAAUCUUUGUUAAUAAUAUUAAACGUUAUAUAUUGAGAGUUGUAGUCGUUAAGCAUUAAAGGUUAAGGUCAAGAAUUAUUAAAUUUAAUAUAUAUAUAUAUACAUACACGUACACAUGAACACACACAUACAACAAAUAUAAUUCGUGACAAAAUUAAUCAUAAAAAUUAAUGUUAAUUCACUUUCGGAGAUCCUUUUAUUUAUUUUUAAACGCAAAAAAAUAGUCAAUUUAUUUGAUAUUAUUUCGAACAUAACCAAAAUUUUAUCAAGAUAAUAACUAUGUUUACAAUGAAAAUAUUUUAACGAUCUAUCUCUGUGAAUAUAACGAUUAAUUAAAAAUUCGCUAUAGAAGAUAUAUUAUUGUAUAAUACGAAAUACGUAAAAAAGAGUAAAAAUAUCAGAAAAAAUUUAUACUCUCGCAAAAUCAUUUAAAAUCUAAACUUAUUUCUCCUGUUGUAUUUUGCACAAUUGAACGUACCAAAAAGCCUUUCUCAUUUUUGGAUCUGUGAUUGAUAAUACGAGGCUUUAUAUUCCAAGACAAUAAUCGAUUCUCUAUUUGCUCUUAACAAAAGCAUAUGUUACAAUAAAGCCAAAUCGUACAUAAUAUGUAUGUACAAUAUUUAGUAACUAUAUGUCAAGAAUAUCUUUGUUUUCAUUAAAAAAAAAAAAAAAAAAAGAAAGAAAAGAAAAGAAA